AAGCUUUUACAAAUUAUGAUGCAUUUUUUCAACUACCCUCUUCUUCAGCACUUCACAUGGCUGCUGCUAAUGGGCACGUUGAUAUUGUGGAGUAUCUUAUCCGCAAUGGAGUGGAUGUAAAUGCUUCAAACAAUGAGAAGAAUACUCCUCUUCAUUGGGCUUGUCUCAACGGGAAAAAAGAGGUGGUAAAGGCUUUGAUUCUGGCUGGAGCUACUGUAAGUUUGCUAAAUAGCUAUGAGCGCACCCCAAUGGAUGAAGCUGUUGCUAGGGGGGAGAUGCAGGUUGUUGAUGCAGUCAGUGCUGCAGUAGCUCAGGCUGAACUACAGGGAGUUAGUGUUAAUUAGUACACAGUGAUUCCAUGCUGCGGUAAGCUUUCAAACAGGCUUUGUGUUUGAAUUGCAUGUGAUGUAUUUAUUUGCAAACGAAAUUCAAAAAACUAUGGAAAAAUUUUAGAAGAACAUCUAUCAAUGCAGUGGAAAUCUGAAUCAAGUUGUCUCCUGAUAUUUGUAGGCA
Molecule: messenger RNA, 513 nt
Organism: Dendrobium catenatum
Lineage: Eukaryota; Viridiplantae; Streptophyta; Magnoliopsida; Asparagales; Orchidaceae
Product: ankyrin repeat-containing protein P16F5.05c
Exons: 4
Coding region: 57-344 (95 amino acids)
Molecular function (GO): protein binding
Source: RefSeq, a predicted model, not a curated record